Messenger RNA from Acanthosepion pharaonis, 1122 nucleotides. NCBI's taxonomy places the organism in Eukaryota, Metazoa, Mollusca, Cephalopoda, Sepiida, Sepiidae. The record is from the annotation of a GenBank genome assembly.
AUGAUCAUAAAGUCAGUCACAGUUACACCCGCCCUUUACCCAAGUUUGAUCGAUCGCGUUCCAGACCGGCACCGGAACGCUACCACGUCGCGUGAUGACUGUCUAGCGUGUUCCCGAAACGAUAGCAGCACGCACCACAGCAGUUCUCACCGUAGCCGGCCGCCGCAGCAAGACCACAAACGACGGCUUUCGGGCGAGCGAGGGCACUUCAGCGGCGUCAGCAGCAGCGCGCUACCCUACCGGUCUCGCCGUCUCUCGCGCGCGGCUGCCUUUACUGCCUCGCUCCCGUGUAGCACAGCCUUGGACUUCUGUAAUCUAUCUAUCGAUAUAAGUUUGUUUCUUAUCUAUCUAUCUAUCUUUCAUUAUCUAUCUUUACACUUAUCUACAUCUGUAUCUAUUUAUCUAUCUAUAUUCAUCUAUCUAUUUUCUAACUAUGUAUCUAUCUAUCUAUUUAUCUAUCUAUCUAUCUAUCUAUCCAAGUAUGUUCAUUCUCUCUCUCUCUCUAUUCAAGUACGUUUAUUAUUUAUCUAUCUAUAUAUCUCUCUUUAUCUAUCUAUCUAUCUAUCUAUCUCAGCCUGUUUAUAUCUAUCUAUCUAUCUAUCUCAGCCUGUUUAUAUCUAUCUAUCUAUCUAUCUAUCUAUCUAUCUAUCUAUCUAUCUAUCUAUCUAUCUCAGCCUGUUUAUAUCUAUCUAUCUAUCUAUCUCAGCCUGUUUAUAUCUAUCUAUCUAUCUAUCUAUCUAUCUAUCUCAGCCUGUUUAUCUAUCUAUCUAUCGAUCUAUCUAUCUAUCUAUCUAUCUCAGCCUGUUUCUCUCUCUCUCUCUCUCUCUCUCUCUCUCUCUCUAUCCAAGUAUGUUCAUUAGUUAUCUAUCCAUAUAUGUUCAUUCUCUAUCUUUACAUCUAUGGUCAUUAUCUAUCUCUACAUCUAUCUAUAUAUUUAUCUAUCUUCAUUAUCUCUCUCUAUCUAUCCAAGUAUCUUCAUUCUCUCUCUCUCUCUCUUUAUCCAACUAUCAUCAUUCUCUCUCUCUUUCUAUCCAAGUACGUUCCUUAUUUAUCUAUCUAUCCUUCAUUAUGUUCUUGUGUUUAGAAAAUAACAAAAUAAUUGUUCCAUGCGUUACUGGUUAA